AUUUUGAUUUUUGAACAAUUAUGAACUAACCAUGGCCAAUAAGCUCUUCUCCUUCUUCUUUUUCUUCUUCUUCCUCGCCAUUUCUUCCAUUGAUUCAGCUUCAUCUUCCUCUUCCUGUCCUGUAGAUCUCAGCUAUGUUGAAACCACUCCAUGGGACACAUCUGGAUGUCACAAACUUGAUGAAGGCCACUGCUGUUUGACUCUUCUUAGCCUUUUUGGCAUGGGAAUAGCUCAACAUCUAAGAGAGACUUCAAUGUUUCAACUUCCUAAUGAAACUGCUUCAUCUUCUUGUUUAUCCGAUUUUCAAACAAGGCUUGCUGCCAUGUCUGUAGACCCAUCAUUUGUUCCUAUCUGCUUCAACAGUUCAAAUCAAUUUGUUAGUAACAGUUCCAGUUGUGCUGGAAUAAUAAAUACACAAGACUGGAUAGAAAAGGUAGGUCCGAUUACCUCUUUGCAGACAUCUUGUAAAGGUGAUGUAUCGGGAUUGCAAUGCAGUUCAUGUCUUGAUGCUGGCCAAAAGGUUACUUCUCAAUUAACAAGUAUAAACCCAAAUGCUACCUCUAAAUGUUUUUUCUUCACCUGUUUAUAUGCUGCUGCAAUCGUCAAUGAGUUUGGUCCGUUGGAUCCUACAACAGCUGGUUGCAUGCUAGGCUUACCAUUGUCAGGCUCUGCAAUUAACAAGAAAUCAAAAGGUUCAAAAAAAGAUAACUCACUCAGAUUGGUUUUUGGAUUCGUAGGAGCUUUUGUCGGUGCUUUACUUGCUUUUGGAAUAAUUCUUUGGUACAGGAGAUGGAAUAGGAAAAAGAAGCUUAAUGCUCCACAUGAGGAAUAUGUAAGCAGUUUUAGAGCUAGUGUGUUGCCUAAUUCUGGUGCAAAAUGGUUUCACCUAUCAGAACUUGAAAGAGCUACUAAUGGAUUUUUGCAAAAGAAUUUCAUUGGCCAAGGAACUUAUGGAGUUGUGUAUAAAGGGACUUUGGCAGAUGGCACUAUUAUUGCAGUGAAACAAAUGCAGGAUUUGGAUUCACAAGGAGAUGAAGAAUUUUCCAAUGAGGUUGAGAUAAUUAGCAAAAUCAGACAUCGAAAUCUUCUUUCUCUUCGAGGAUGUUGUGUUGCAAGCGAUCACUUGAAAGGUAAAAGAAGAUAUCUUGUUUAUGAUUUCAUGUCUAAUGGUAGUCUUAGUGAUCAUUUGUCCAGUGACUAUAGCAGGAAACAAUUAACUUGGCCUCAGAGAAAGAAUAUUGUUCUUGAUGUGGCUAAGGGACUUGCUUACUUGCACUAUGGUCUCAAACCUGCAAUUUACCACCGUGACAUUAAGACUACUAACAUACUACUAGACCAGGAAAUGAAAGCAAAAGUUGCAGAUUUUGGAUUAGCUAAGCAAAGUUUAGACGGUCAGUCUCAUUUAACAACAAGGGUAGCAGGCACACAUGGUUAUUUAGCACCAGAGUACGCUCUAUAUGGGCAAUUAACAGAGAAAAGCGAUGUUUAUAGCUUUGGAAUUGUGAUCCUUGAAAUUAUGAGUGGAAGGAAGGUUCUUGAUACAGCAAAUUCAUCUUUUCUUUUGAUUACAGACUGGGCAUGGAUGCUAGCAAAAUCAGGAAAUAUAGAAAAGAUAUUUGAUGAGACAAUAAGAGCGGAGGGACCAAAAGGAAUCAUGAAGAGAUUUGUUCUUGUUGGGAUUCUUUGUGCUCAUGUAAUGGUGGCAUUUAGACCUACCAUUGCUGAUGCUCUUAGGAUGCUAGAGGGUGAUAUUGACAUCCCCACAUUACCAGACAGGCCAAUGCCACUCGGUCAUGAAUCAUUAAGACCACCUUUUUGGCAUAACAGUUCAACAACAAGCGACAGAUCAAGAACCAGCAGUUCUAGUAUGAGCAUAGUGUAGAUCAUAGAAUGGCCUACAGUCUGGGGUAUGAUCAAUCCUUCUUAGGUCAGACUAGCCGACCUUUGAAGUCUCAAUUUUCAAAUCAAACAUUCAAAGUUCUUUUAUAAUUUUUGUUGUCCUUAAUUGUUACAUUUCAUACUGUAAAUAUUAUUGAUAGAAUGAAACAGAUAAUUAUGGAGAAGAAGUUAACAAUAUUACGAUUUUUCCUU
This is a messenger RNA of Jatropha curcas, 2091 nucleotides long. RefSeq names its product putative receptor-like protein kinase At1g11050. Lineage: Eukaryota; Viridiplantae; Streptophyta; Magnoliopsida; Malpighiales; Euphorbiaceae. Gene Ontology annotation, molecular function: ATP binding; protein kinase activity. The record is from RefSeq and is a predicted model, not a curated record. Gene Ontology annotation, biological process: protein phosphorylation.